This is a messenger RNA of Euleptes europaea (tarantolino), 766 nucleotides long. RefSeq names its product mediator complex subunit 6 (gene MED6). NCBI's taxonomy places the organism in Eukaryota, Metazoa, Chordata, Lepidosauria, Squamata, Sphaerodactylidae. The record is from RefSeq and is a predicted model, not a curated record. Gene Ontology annotation, molecular function: transcription coactivator activity. The transcript has 8 exons. Gene Ontology annotation, biological process: regulation of transcription by RNA polymerase II. Bases 10 to 750 code for a protein of 246 amino acids. Gene Ontology annotation, cellular component: mediator complex; core mediator complex.
UUGAAGAUCAUGGCGGCGGUGGAUAUACGAGAUAAUCUCCUGGGAAUUUCCUGGGUUGAUAGCGCCUGGAUUCCGAUAUUAAACAGUGGAAGUGUAUUGGACUACUUCUCAGAACGUAGUAACCCAUUUUACGAUAGAACAUGCAACAACGAAAUGGUCAAAAUGCAACGGGUAACCUUGGACCAUUUGAACCAAAUGGUUGGCAUAGAAUAUAUCCUUCUCCAUGCACAAGAGCCUAUUUUGUUCAUCAUUCGUAAGCAGCAAAGACAAUCCCCAACUCAAGUUAUUCCAUUGGCUGAUUAUUACAUUAUUGCUGGAGUGAUUUAUCAGGCACCUGACUUGGGAUCAGUUGUAAACUCUAGAGUGCUCACUGCAGUACAUGGAAUCCAGUCAGCUUUUGAGGAAGCCUUGUCCUACUGUCGCUAUCACCCGUCCAAAGGCUAUUGGUGGCAUUUCAAAGAUCAAGAAGAAAGAGAUAAAACCAAACCCAAAGCCAAGAAGAAAGAAGAACCAAGCUCUAUUUUCCAGAAGCAACGUGUGGAUGCAUUACUUCUUGAUCUAAGACAAAAGUUUCCUCCUAAAUUUGUGCAGCAAAAGCCUGGAGAAAAACCCGUCCCAGUGGAUCAGAUCAAAAAGGAGCCUGAGCCAGCCCCUGAGGCUGUCAAGCAAGAGGAGAAAGAGACUGCCAAGAUCACUCAGCAGAGCACCAGCACCAAAGGUCCGCCGGAGAAAAGGAUGAGGUUGCAAUGAGGGGUGGUACAGUGAC